GUUGGCAUUUUUCGCAAAUCUGGUGUAAAGUCCCGGAUCCAGAACCUCAGGCAGAUGAGUGAAGCCUCUCCUGAUUAUGUGAAUUAUGAAGGGCAAUCAGCCUAUGAUGUGGCUGACCUGUUGAAGCAGUACUUCCGCGAUCUGCCAGAGCCGGUCUUCACUGCCAAGCUAACAGAGACAUUUCUGCAGAUAUACCAGUUUGUGGCGAAAGAGCAGAGGCUGCAAGCUGUCCAGGCCGCCAUCAUGUUAAUGCCGGAUGAGAACCGGGAGGUUUUGCAGACGCUGCUCUAUUUUCUCAGCGAUGUUGCCUCUUCCGAGGAGAACCAGAUGACGGUGGGGAACCUGGCCGUGUGCUUAGCCCCCUCCAUUUUUCACCUCAACGUCUCCAAGAAAGAGAGCACUUCUCCAAGGUCAGUUCACAGGAGGAGCACUGUGGGGAAACCAGAGCAGAAGGAGCUGAAUGAGAACAUGGCUGCCACCCAAGGCCUCUCCCACAUGGUUGCCAACUGCAAGAAGCUGUUCCAGAUCCCCCAAGAGAUGAUCCUGCAGCUCAGCAGCUCUUAUCUGUUGGCUGAUGCUCAGCCACUCUCCUUACCUGAGCUGAUGGAGGAAAACCUGCAAGGAGAGAUCCAGGAUUCCCACCCAGUCUUGGAGGCCAGCAUUCGAGGCCUGCUGAAGGAGUCAUCUGAACGCUUCAAAGGCUGGAUCGGCAUGCUUGGCCCCCAAAACACGGAGCUCUCUUGCAAGAAGGUGGAGGAUGGGCAUCCUCUGCGACUCUGGAAGGUCUCCACAGAAGUGGCCGCACCACCCCACGUGGUGCUCAAGCGGAUUCUCAGGGAGCGCCACUUUUGGGAUGAGGACCUGCUGCAGGGCCAUGUGGUGGAGGCCCUGGACAAGAACACCGAAGUCUACCAUUAUGUAACGGAUAGCAUGGCUCCCCACCCACGGCGGGACUUUGUGGUCCUCAGGUCAUGGCGGACAGACCUACCCGGCGGGAGGUGCCUCCUGGUCUCCUUCUCUUUGGAGCAUCAGAAGUUGCCACUGGAAGUUGGAGUCAGGGCCACGGUGCUCACCUCCCAAUACCUGAUGGAGCCUUGUGGAUCAGGACACUCCAGGGUGAUUCAUAUCUGUCAAACUGAUCUCCGAGGGAGGUCUCCAGACUGGUACAACAAGGUCUUUGGCCAUCUCUGUGCUAUGGAACUGGCCAGGAUUCGCGAUUCUUUCCCAGUGUUCAAUCCGUGUGGACCAGAAACUAAGAUCUGAAGGAGGCCACCUGAUGGGUAGACUUCAAGUUGGAGCAGAAUGUUGAAAUCGAUCCUUUGUUUCAUGGAGUGCAUCCUCCACCCUUUAAUUUCCCUUUGCUUCUUUGGUUCAAGGAACAUGAGAACUAAGUCUUCCUAACAAGCAUGUUCCUGUGUUAUGAUUCAGCAACAUGAUCCAGAGGUUAAGCUUUGUGCUGGGGGGUUGUUUCUCCAUAAAUUGUCUCCAGGGUUAGAAGAAUUCUUUCAACACCCUUUACUAAAAGGCACAAUUGUGAAGAAGCACCUGAGCUGCUGCCUGCUUUGGGGCUCUCAGUUUGCCUCUGGCUAUUGUGAGGACAAGAUGUUAGAUAAUCUGGUCUGAUCCUGCAAAACAUCUCCUGAUCUUCUGGGGAGUCUAUUAAUCCACCUAAGUCAGGGAGAGCCAGUUUUAAAAGGCCUUUAAAGGAUCACCAUAUUUUUCAGAGUAUAAGAUGCACCUUUUUCCCUCAAAAAAGAAGGUGAAAAUCUGGGUGCGUCU
Molecule: messenger RNA, 1779 nt
Organism: Thamnophis sirtalis
Lineage: Eukaryota; Metazoa; Chordata; Lepidosauria; Squamata; Natricidae
Source: RefSeq, a predicted model, not a curated record